Racocetra persica is the source of this 207-nucleotide messenger RNA. Lineage: Eukaryota; Fungi; Glomeromycota; Glomeromycetes; Diversisporales; Gigasporaceae. The record is from the annotation of a GenBank genome assembly.
AUGGACGCCCUUCACUUCAAAGUUGACCACCUUAAGUUAUUAUGGUCAGAGUAUCGUUCUGCCAACGAAGGUCUCGGCAGAGAUUAUAGCGAUCACUCGGAGUGGGCGCGUGAAAAACUGCAGGCAGUAUUAUCAGAAUUUGACAAACUUAUUCAAGAACAAAUUCUCUGGAAAUCUUCUCUUUUGGCUGAAAUAGAGGACCUGCUG